Messenger RNA from Penaeus indicus, 409 nucleotides. RefSeq names its product U-scoloptoxin(01)-Cw1a-like. Gene Ontology annotation, molecular function: chitin binding. The transcript has a single exon. Gene Ontology annotation, cellular component: extracellular region. NCBI's taxonomy places the organism in Eukaryota, Metazoa, Arthropoda, Malacostraca, Decapoda, Penaeidae. The record is from RefSeq and is a predicted model, not a curated record. The coding region runs from base 9 to 383 and encodes 124 amino acids.
CAGUCACGAUGAAGGUCCUCGCAGCUCUCCUGGCUCUGGCGGGCGUCGCCGCCGCCAACUCCGCCUUCCGCUUCUCCGACGGCUACCUCGACGUCCUCGGCGCAGAGCCCGUUCAGGCCUUCGACUGUGCCGGUCGAAGCUACGGCUAUUACGCCGACGUCAGCAGCGACUGCCGAGUGUUCCACGUGUGCCUGCCCGUGGCUGACGACCUGGGCGAGCUCCUCGAGACCGCCCACUUCUCCUUCUUCUGCGGCAACCAGACCGUGUUCAGCCAGGAGUCGCUCACCUGCGCCCACCCCGAGGAGGCCUUCCCCUGCGACCAGGCCGAGACCCUCUACGACUCCGUCAACGCCCUCUUCGGUGUCAUUCCCGACGAAAAAUAAAAUAGGAUGUGAUAAAUGAAAAUGAA